CAGUCGCGUGACGCCACGCAGGACUUGACAUCCCCACAGCUAAGCCGAGCCCAGUCGGAACCAAACCAAAGGUAAGCUCCGGCAAGUGCUAGCGUGUGCGUUCCUGGGAAAGACUCGCCCAACUUUGUUUACUCACACUGGACCGACCGGUUCUGGUGUCUUUACUCAACGUAUUAGCUGCAGGGUUAGCAAAAAAGACACGAGACGAAGAGAGGAGACAAAAAAUGAAGGAUAAAGCAACUGCACGGAGCCCAUUCGUGUGAAUCAGCUUCAACAUCAAAUGAAGGACUUUGGAGACUUCAAGUGUGGAACUGUCCAUCAAGUAUGGCUGCCUUGACUUGGGCAGAGGACUUAGACUUCAUAGAGUGGACUUGUAGACUUUGUAGAGUGAUCUGGUAGCGUGCACUUGCAAACUUGAUAGACUUUUGGACAUUGUAGAGCCGGUCUUGAAGGACUUGAUGGAGGUGGUGAAGUGGACUUAAAGACUUGUGACCUUUGUCGAUGGAAAUCUGUUGUCUUUGAACUUGCAGACCUUGAAAGAUGUAGUCCUUUCCAAAGUGCACUUGUUGACUUGAAAAUUGUCGCUCAAGUUCCAAUUUGGAGGAGCAGACUUUCAGAUUGAGACGGUUGGGGAUGCAAUGGCGUCCAAGGAGUCUUUGUUGUCGGGCUUGUCUGCUCUGAAGGAUGGCGAUCCUCCUCCUUACAUCCACCCUCACUACAAGGAGUCCUACCGUCUGGCCAUCUACGCGUUGCUGUGCGGAGGCCAGGAUGCCUACAACGACUUCCUCCAGGCCGAGCAGAUCAACCACUUCCUGUCCGAGAAGGAGAUCUGCUUCAUCUUGGAGAACGCCGAGGUCCCCCUGAUAGAGGACGUUGAUGACGUGGAGGUGCGGCGCCCCGCAGGCGAGCCCGGACCGUCCACCUACUUCCCGCAGGAGUCGGACGAGGAGGUGCCCGACCUUGACCUGGGCUGGCCCGAGGUGACUCUGGAGGACCAGGACACCAGCAUCAGUUUACUCUUCCACCCGCCCAGGGCCAACACACCCACCAUCAAGGAGGUGGUCCGCAAGCAGAUCCAGGAUGCCAAGCAGCUGAUCGCCAUAGCCAUGGACGUCUUCACAGACGUGGACAUUUUCAAGGAGGUCCUGGGCGCCACGCUGCGGGGGGUGGUGGUCUACAUCCUCCUGGACGAGGCCCACUUUGGCAGCUUCCACGCCAUGUCGCACAGAGCAGGCGUCAACAUCCAAGACCUCAAGAACAUUCGCGUGCGGACGGUGCGAGGUCAGCAAUAUCGCUGUCAGUCUGGCGUCAAGUUUCACGGCGGCUUGGAGCAGCGAUUCAUCCUGGUGGACUGCCGCAGCGUUUUGUAUGGAACCUACAGCUACACGUGGUCUUUUGAGAAGAUCAACGUGAGCAUGGUACUGGUGGUCACCGGUCAGCUGGUGAGUUCCUACGACGAAGAGUUCCGUCGCCUCUACGCUCGCUCCACCGUCCCCGAAGCGUUAGAGGAGCGGUCGCGGGCCGAGUACCUGCGAGACGCGGCGCUCCUGCGUAGUCCAAACUCCAGCCAACUUUCACUGCAUCAAUUCCACGUUCGAUCUCGAGGAACCCGGGGCUUGAGGGCUCAGGAUGAGCUCUUGGAUUCACCCGCCAUGAUGACCAGGGGCCUCAGCAUGCAGGACCGCCUACAUCUGUCCCACUUUCCCGACCACAUGACAAGAGGCCACAGUUUUGGUGGAGAACUGCAGAGGUUAAACUCCAUGACUCGGCUGAGGAUGGGAACCAAAGACAUCCUUCCAGACAGGAGCCGUUCCGGCCUGCUGGUGCCCAACCGGAUGUCUCACCAACUUGUUCGACACCAAAGUCGCUACGGUCUGGAUCAGAAUCUGAUCCCUUUCAACUCCGAGACCUCCCUUCACAGGUGGAAGAUGGAUACGUACUUGAACAGCCAGGUGAACCUCGAUGGAGCGUACGACGCCUUGUCCCCGCUGACGUCGCCGUACAACAGCCGCACGGGACUCAACGACCAUCAGCCGCCGGGGAUCCACAACAGAUCCAGGGACAUCAAGUCCCGCUUGGACGAGAUCCGGCAGAAGAGACUCAGUUUACAGGAGUACAACAAUCUCAGGCAAAGCCAAGAGUCCUUGCGAACCAUGUACCAAAGUCUGGAUCGGCCCAAGUUCAAAUCUUCGUUGAGAGGCCUCGACGCGAGGCAGAACGUCGCGGAGGAGGACGCCAACCACAAAGAUCUCGAUUCGCAGCCGGUGGAUGACAGCAGCGGCUCCACUUUGUACUUUGACAUCCAAAGAGGUCCCGAGCAAAAGGCGAGCCCAGCGUAUGAAUGGUAUGAACCGCUUGCCAGGACUACUUCGGCCAGCCAACUGGAGGACAAACUCAAAGAGUCGCCCCUUAAGUACCCCGGUGGUCUCCAGCGCCCCAGAACCAUGGAGUCUCUCAUCGAAAUCCCAGAGGAGAAAGAAGGUUGCAGUAAUCCCGUCAAUAGUGCUGAUGUUCUCAAAGACAGAACCAGAAACCAAGACAAUAAUUCCAAAAAGCACUUGACUGAGAAAAAAUCAGGAUCUCAAGAGACAGAACCGGAUUCUCAAGAACUAAAGUCGCCUCGUGAAAAGGAAACUCUUCCAAAGAUCGUGACUUCCUCGGAGGUGAAAGGUCAUCAUCGGGAGGAUUCCACGCUUCAGCGGAAGAAUUCCACCAGAGUCAAAAGCUCAGAAGAAAAGAAGACUUCCAAGAAGGAGGAGAAGUCCCUCCAAAGGAAAGCCUCAUUGAGAUCUCAGAACUCUUCCACCUCAAACUCACGGGCGUCUCCCGUGGGAAAAACCGCCACCGAGCACCGAAGCAGCCAGAACUCCAUCGGCAGGUCCACGGCGGACAGCGAAAAGCCAAAGUCUUCGUUCACCUUCCACCGAUUUUCAUCUCAGCGCUCCAGCAAACGAAAGUCCAACCCGGCCACGACGGAGACGGCGCGGGAAAAUCCGGAAGAGCAGCAAAAUGCGGCUUACGAGAGCCGGCGGGAAAAGGCCUACAGUCGCUACGAGUACCUGCUACAUUCUAGCGUCCCUCGACACAAAGCCAAGCGAGGUGACGGAGUGCAGCUCUCAGACAACGACCCGGCGUACCAAACACACGCCGGCGGCGCUGACAACAAACUAGGACGGUUUAUGCAGCGGGUUGGGAAUCUCAUCGGGAAGAACAAGUAGACCGGAAGACGGUGAAUGUGGUCAGGUGCUCGCAAUCUUCUUGCUUUGAAGAGACACAAAUGCGACGUCUUGUAUCCCUCAACGCCGAGUUUCUCGGCCUGAUGGAAAUACAACGGAAUCUCUUUGACUAGACUUGACUUGGCUUGGUUUUUCAAGACAACUCAGGACAGACUUGAAACUUUACAAGUCACAUUUCAACUAUAAGCUAUAAAAACAAAACGACAUCUUCUACUUCAGCUUUAUUUGUUAACCGUACCACGGUAGCAAUGACACGUCCAUUUGAACACAUCUUAUAUUUUGAUUUGAUCGUGGCAAGAUUCUAGAUAAAAUAUUCCAGGCACUUGUUCCUCUCGUCAUCCAGUUCCUGGGUCUCAAUCUCAAACUUCUUCAUGGCGAUGAAGUACUGGACAAAGGGUUCCCCCAGGGCACUGCGGAUGACGUGGUCUUCGGCCAGGGCCUCCAGGGCGUCGUCCAGCUUGACGGGAAUUGAAAAUUCCUUCUGCUGACCGGGCGCCUUGUGCAAGCCGCCCUCGAUGGUCAAGUUGCGCCGGACGCCGUCCAGUCCGGCGGCGGCGGUGGCGGCCAGAACCACGUAGGGCCGUACGUGGCGUACAGCAUCCGCUUCGGGUCCUUCACGGCCUUGGCCAUGUGGCUCCGGCACCCGAGGCCCGGCGACAUCAGGCAGCUGAGGGCGGCCGAGUGCGUCAGGAGCCCGGCCAGCCACCGCCGGCCCAUGUCGGAGAGCUCGCCCGUCGCCUUCUCCCCGCUUUGGAACAGGCUACGGCGUCCGCCGGCGUCCCACAGGCUGUGGGAGAGCACGCCGGCGUUGUAGAGGCCGUCGUCCGUGAAGAAGCUUGCGAUGUAGCUGUGCUUGCGGGCCAUCUCCUUUUGUUGGCAGGACCAGAAACAAAGAGAGGAAAAGAAUUUUGCGCUACGCCGGACCCUGGGUCUGGAAAUAAAGCAGACAACUUUCAACCUUGAUGCCGGUGCGGAAGGUGAAGGCGCUGUCAGCUGCCGCGAUGCCAAAUUCGGGCCUCAGGUUGAUCUCCAUCUGGCCUGGCCCGCUGGCCGAGGCCAUGCUGUCUACGUCGGCGCCCAUGCAGUACAUGCCGUCCACCAGCUGCUGGAAGAAAGGCAGGUCGUGAUUACCCAGCAGCGUGGUGGCAGGAAACAGCAACGUCUUGGGCCCGAUGCGGUCCGGCGCCCCCAGGACGCAGCACUCGUAGGUGAAGGAGGAGCGCAGGGAGAAGCCCAGGCUCUGGAGCUGGCCCAGGAGCUGCUUGGCCAGGAGGCGAGGUGACGUCCGCAGGGGGCUGCCCGUCACCGUGCACGGGUCGCAGAUGACCCUCGCCGUCUGCUCGGCCCACGGGAGGAUACGGAAAGUGGACAGGUCCGGGAUCAGGAGGAUGUCACUGCUGAAGUUGGCGGCGUUGGCGUGGUCCACCUCGUUGCUCUUUGGACUCAGCGUCAGCUCCAGGUAGCUCCUCGGCAUUGGGAUUCCGUACACUGCCUUUUCCUGGAAUGAAGGUUAGAUAGAAUGUUGGAUGGAUGGAUGGAUGGAUGGAUGGAUGGAUGGAUGGAUGGAUGGAUGGAUGGAUGGAUGGAUGGAUGGAUGGAUGGAUGGAUGGAUGGAUGGAUGGAUGGAUGGAUGGAUGGAUGGGUGGAUGGAUGGGUGGAUGGGUGGAUGGGUUGGGUGUAGGUGAUUACAUGAAAGAAGCGGACAGGCACAGUCUUGGAUCUGGACACCCCGUGCAGGUCGGUGGCCUCGAAUCGUACAAAGUUGAUGUUCUCCCUGGCCAUCUGCUGCUUGAUGAUCUCCAUGCUGGAGAUGAACCUUUGAUUCCCUGACGCGUCCAGGUUCUCGUUUCCGUGAUCUACAGGCAAGAGUGGGCCUCUAACCGUAAGGCUCAUGUCUGAAAACGAUUUCUCAUCAUCUCUCCAAAACAUCUGCACAAUCCCCGUCGUAAAUCUGUCACAACCGACCUGUAUGAGGAGCUUUGGUCUCUCGGCGGGAGCCUCCGCUGUUGCAUAUGCGAGUCGGGAAUUCUAUCUGCCUAUUUGUGUUGGCAUCGGGCCUGAACGAGCUGGAUGACUCCAUGGUGGGAGGCACCUGAAUAGGAGAAUUCUCUCUGGAAGCAUCAGGCUGAGGUUUGAAGGUACUGAACGUUCUUUGUGGGCUGACGUCAGGGCUGCCGCCGCUGCCCCCGUGCAGGUAAGAGUAAGGACUUCCUCCAGGGUGGAGAGCCGCUCCGUCCUUCAGGAAACUCUUCAGUUGCUCCACAGUCUGCCUGUGCGGCGCCCGACUCAGAGGAGCCCGAAUCAAGUCCCCCCCGACGUCUGGUCCCUCCAUCGCGGGUAGGUCCAAUGGCUCAGUUGGGGGUCCACCAGAGAUAGGAGAGUCUGGAGGUUUGUGCGAGAUUCGGACCCAGUCGAUGGGGGGCGUGACUCUCACCCCUUUCCUUCUCUGCACGCUCAUUCCUGUGCCGUCCAUUUGGUCUUGGCUCCUACGUGGGCUUUUGCUUGAGUCCAUGAAGUGCGGAGUCGUCACCUUGGAAUCUUCAGAGUCAUUCAUUUGUACAUUUGAAUCAACUCUGCUUUGUGGAAUUUGAUUGUCAAGUGAGGUCCUCAGUGGGACAUUAAUUUUUAUACACAAUUGGUACAAUGGUGGAAGGUUCUUUUUUUUGCCUUCCCCGCCCCACUGCAGCUGGGGAUUGACUGGCUCCCACCCGCCGGACAGAGAAAUGACAUAACUUGGAACCAAUUGGUUGCCGCUGGUGACCAUUUAGGGGCCUUUUGUGUCCUAGCGGUGCAAAAAUGUCGAGCUCAGCUGCUUUCUGCCUUUCCAGAAAGACGGCAACCAAAGUGAGGCUUGCGUGUGGAGACAACAGGAAAGCGCCAGGAGCACAUAUAGCCACUUGGAUGGAUGCAUUUUGCACUAUAUAGACAGAAUGACACUCCAGGUUGCAUUGUUUGAUUGUUUCUGAAUGGUAGAUUUGAAGACUACAACAUAAAAAAAUAUAAAAAACAA
Molecule: messenger RNA, 6246 nt
Organism: Syngnathus acus (greater pipefish)
Lineage: Eukaryota; Metazoa; Chordata; Actinopteri; Syngnathiformes; Syngnathidae
Product: protein FAM83B-like
Exons: 5
Coding region: 639-3218 (859 amino acids)
Biological process (GO): epidermal growth factor receptor signaling pathway
Cellular component (GO): cytoplasm; membrane
Source: RefSeq, a predicted model, not a curated record